AUGGACAAGGCAGUUAAUUCUGCAGAUAUGUCUCUUGAUGACAUUCAUAUGAGUUCCAGUGAACUAUUGGACAAGAAGGAAAUUGACUGUGGGGGUUUUGGAAAAGUGUACCUGUGCUGCCAUAGAAGCCAUGGCCUGGUUGUCCUGAAAACUGUGUUUACGGGGUGUAAGCAAGAUUCGUACAAAAAUGAUCUUAUUCAAGAAGGAAAAAUAAUGUAUAAGCUGAAUCAUGAGAGAGUUGUAAAGCUACUUGGUGUUAUCUUGGAAGAUGGCAACUACUCUUUGGUGAUUGAGUACAUGUCA
Molecule: messenger RNA, 303 nt
Organism: Staurois parvus
Lineage: Eukaryota; Metazoa; Chordata; Amphibia; Anura; Ranidae
Source: the annotation of a GenBank genome assembly